AUGCUGCUCGUUCACGCCACGCUGCUCGUUGGUAAGUGAAUGCUCCUGCUACUUCUUUCUCCUGAAUUUGUUGACUGGUGUUUUGGCUCACUGCCCCUCAAUUUACUGAUUGCUUCUACAGCAUCAACUUGCGAGUUGGUCAUCUCCCGCUCGUAUAUUGUAUGUGCUGCCAGGAUCCAUACAGUGUAAGGGUUGGUGUGAGGUGUGACCCAUGUGCGGUGCAGGAUAGACAGUAGGCAGUAGGCAGAGAUGGUGAAACAAGGAUCUUUACUGGUGGUCCCGAAGCAAGGAUACAAAACAACAGACUUAACACGAUAAAAGAAAGGUGGAGCAAAUAAGUCUCCAAAAACAGGCUGACAGCCAAAAAUACGAAAUAGUAACAGGGAGAAAACUUCUCGAGUACCUGUACAUACUUCUCCAAUCAGACACUGAUUAGUACUGCUGAGCAUAGAGAAACUAGCAGAGAAAACUGAGCAAGGGAACACAGGAAAGUGAGGGCAUAAAUACAGAUAGACACAGGUGACACCAAUGGGAUAAUGAUUGGUCCAGACUGUGAGUAAGGAGGUGCCUAAGGUUGUCGGAGGAUGACACCUAGUGGGUCACUCUGGAACUGCGACCCCCUCCUACAGCAUACAGUGAGCAAGUCCUCCGCUUUCUCUCUGUUUGCCGUACUGGUGUGUGACUCAAGUGUGUGUUGCUCUUGUGUUUGCCAUUUCACAGGCUGUGCUUGUUUUAGGAGGUGGGGUGCGGGAUGUAUUUGCGAACCCACUGUAGCUUAUAGAACACUUUUAGUAAACUCCUGUCAAGAAGAGAGACACAGAAGUCCUGUUAGCCUAGCUAGCUUAGCUAGUCUGUAGUUUCAAAUGGAGGUCGCUAAUGAACGGUUUCAACACUGCAGGAGCUGUAUUUAUUUUUGCUCUAUUCCAGGACUAUGUGGACCGUCCGGACUUUAAAUGUAGCAAUUGUUUGCUCGCAGAGGACUACAGAGGCAAAAUGGCUACUCUUAGCAAACAAGUAGUGAACUUACACAAGCUACUGGGGAAUCCACGUCCGAAUGCUUUCUCUUUUUCUUCUACUCCAGUAGCUGGACGCCGCUCUGACCUGAUGGGAGUGUCGCCGCCGUGUCGUCUCUCCACAACCGACUGGCCGGUGCUCUGCAGGGAUCCCUCCCCAAAGGGGUUUCCCCCUUCCCUGGAAAAUGGAAUUAGUAGAAUGCUUCUGGAUGACUUAAUGGAUGUACCUAUUCUUGACCCUAAUAAAAAGCGUGAGCUGGCGCAAACCCAGAGACGUUUAUUUUGCGUAGAGGUGCUGACUGUAAGCUAUAAAAAAUAUAUAAAGAGAGUCGUACACUCUAUAUAUAAACUCACAGUAAUUUAUUGGGUAAAUCUAUUAAUUAUUGAACCUGCCAACCUGCCAACCUGCCAUGGAGGCACGUCACCCCCCAAUGUUAGUCACUUGCCGUGGAAGCGGCCUUUGACAAUUGGGGCCUCUUUGGCGGUGAGAAGCCCGGACCGGAUACAGACUUCAAACAGCUUCGCCGCCCUGGAUCCAGAGGUUCUGGCGCCUUCACCCCUGGGGGCUUCCGGUUCGAGAUUGGAUCCUGA
Molecule: messenger RNA, 1604 nt
Organism: Coregonus sp. 'balchen'
Lineage: Eukaryota; Metazoa; Chordata; Actinopteri; Salmoniformes; Salmonidae
Source: the annotation of a GenBank genome assembly